Messenger RNA from Nerophis ophidion (straightnose pipefish), 3444 nucleotides. RefSeq names its product protein krueppel-like. The record is from RefSeq and is a predicted model, not a curated record. NCBI's taxonomy places the organism in Eukaryota, Metazoa, Chordata, Actinopteri, Syngnathiformes, Syngnathidae. The transcript is spliced from 2 exons. The coding region runs from base 299 to 910 and encodes 203 amino acids.
ACAAAGCAAGAUGGCGUCUGGCGGAGAAUACGUUGUAUUGGUUAUUAUGGUUUCUAGGUCUUAAUUACAACGUACAUGUGCACAUGUGUGUCGUUUAACAGAGUAAACGUCGUUAUUAAUUGUUUGUAUGCGGAUACAUUAGUCUGAGUGCACUUUGACGUGCUAGCCUAGCCUGCUGGUUAGCUUAGCUUGUUAGCUGCUAACAAAGAGAGGCGGAAGUGAUCGACACAUCAAAGCAGAGAUCCACUACGUCUGUGAAGAACAUCUUCACCCUGAGCAACAGAAGUGCAGCUUCAGGAUGCAGACGGAGGAGCCACAGCCCUCCCACAUUAAGAAGGAAGAGAAAUACCUACUGAUGCCCCAUUUUAAAAAGGAAGAGGAGGACCCACUGACACCCCGAUUUAAAGAGGAAUAUGUGGAUCCACUGACCCCUCACAUUCAAGAGGAAGAGGAAGAGCACAGCAUCAGUCAGCAGAGAGAGCAUCUUGAAAGACUGGAGGAGGUUGAUGUCACCAAGAUGCCAGUGACUGGUGUCCCUGUGAAGAGUGAAGAUGAUGAGGUGAAAGGUGAAAGUGAGGAGAGGGGAGGGGGGGAGCCUCCAAGCAGCAGCUCAACACAACACAUGACAACAGAAGCUGAUGGAGACCACUGUGGAGGAUCACAAGCAGACAAGCUCUUAGCUCCACUAUCAGAUAGUGAGGACACAACGUCACACUCUCCUGACACUGAUGAUGAAGACUCUAAAGAUGAUAAGACAUGUCACACUGACAACACUCACUUCACAUCUUCUCACUCUCACAAAACUUUUAAAUACCAAAGUCGUCUGAAAAGACACAUGAGAACACACACUGGAGAAAAACCUUUUCAUGUUCAAUCUGCUGUAAAGAUUUUAUUCAGAGGCACGAUUUAAAAAGACACAUGAGAACACACACUGGAGAAAAACCUUUUUCAUGUUCAAUCUGCAGUAAAGAUUUUACGCAUUGGCACAAUUUGAAAACACACAUGAGAAUACACACUGGUGAAAAACCUUUUUCCUGCUCAGAAUGUGGCAAAAGUUUUGUAAUAAAUCAAAGGUUAAAAGUACACAUGAGAAUACACACUAGAGAAAAAACUUUUUCCUGCUCAGAAUGUGGUAAAAGUUUUGUAACAAAUCAAACCUUAAAAGCACACAUGAGAACACACACUGGUGAAAAACCUUUUUCGGGUUCAAUCUGCGGUAAAAAUUUUACUCUAAGGCCCCUUUUAAAAACACACGUGAGAACACACUCUGGUGAAAAACCAUACUCCUGUUCAAGAUGCAACAAAAGCUUUCGUCACCGACAAUCUUUCACAGUACACAUGAGAAGACACCCAGGAGAGAAAGUGUUGAGUUGCAGUGUGUGUGGUGAAAGAUUGUCUUCUAAGUACCAGUGUAAGAAACACAAGUGUGCUGGUGAGAACAGCAGCAGCAAAUGAAACUGCAGGAUUUGAAAUAAACUGUCCAGACUUGAACUUUCACUUUUCUAACAACAUCAGCACAUAUAACAUGUGUGACAUCAUUGUUGUGUGUGUACAAUAAUGUUAAUAUGUUUCUAACAUUUAUAGAUUAGACACUUCAAAUUAGUGCUUUUAUUUCAGUCAAGUACAUGAGUUAAUAUACACAUUUGUGUACUUUGAAAUGAACAGAUUUUUGACUGAAAAGGUGAGAAUAAAUAGUAUAUAAAAUAUGUUACUUACAGUAAACAUUUUAAGUGUAGAUAUCCAUAAUUUACUUUUAUACUUAUUCAUAAUAGUGUUUCAUAUGUUUUUUGUAAUAAUGAAGAGUUGCAUUUUUUUUUUCUAAUUGUAGAUGAUUCCAUAGAUGAACUCUUUUAUAUGAUGUACAUAUUUGUUUUACAUGUGUUCAUACCUUUGCUUUUGAGUACACAUAAAUCCCUCUUAGUUCAUAUGUACUGGUUCACAUCUGAAACAUCUUCUGGACCACUUCUGGAAGCAUAUUAUUAUUGACUUUAUACAUCAUUGGUGCAGGGAACGGUGCUGGCCCCUCUUCUCUUCACCCUGUACACCGCUGACUUCUGCUACAACUCAGAGCUGUGUCACAUCCAGAAGUACGCGGAUGACACAGCCAUCGUCGGGUGCAUCAGGGACGGCAGAGAGGAGGAGUUUCGGAACCUGGUGAGGGACAUUGUUGUCAGGUGCCACACGAACGUCUUGCAGCUCAAUCCGUCAAAGACCAAGGAGCUGGUCAUUGACUUUGGGAGGUCGAGUCCACGGUCACAACCUAUUGUGAUCGAGGGAGUUGAGGUACAGACCGUGGACUCAUUCAAGUACCUCGGGGUUUGGGUGGACAAUAAGCUGGACUGGACUGUUAACACGGACCACCAGUACAAGAAAGGACAGAGCAGGCUGUACUUCCUCAGGAGACUGCACUCCUUCAACAUUUGUAGAAAACUCCUGUGGAUGUACUACCAGUCUGUGGUUGCCAGUGUUCUGUUCUACAUGGUAGUGUGCUGGGGGGGCAGUACAUCUAAGAAGGACAGCUCCAGACUUGAGAAACUGAUCAGGCGGGCCGGUUCUACAAUGGGAAUGAAACUGGACUCACUGGUGAUGGUGGCAGAGAAGAGGACUGUGGACAAACUGGUGAGCAUCCUGGAUGAUGCCAGUCACCCUCUGCAUAGUGUUAUCAGCAGCCAGAGGAGCCUGUUCAGUUCUAGACUGCUUCAUCCCAAGUGCAGGACUAAUAGACUCAAGAACUCCUUUGUCCCACACGCCAUUAGACUGUACAACUCCUCUCUGGGGCGGGGGGCGGGGGGUACUAGGAUGACAGGGGAUGCAAAACAUUAACAGUGCAAUACGUUUUCAUAACAUGGUCACUACUGCCUACUUUGUCUUGUUAUAUUCUUAUUUUACUGUUAUAUUGUUGUUCCCAUUGUUUUUAUUCUUUUUGUAAUAUUUCUCUAUUUUGUUUCCUUUUAAACCCCCAUUAUUUACUUUUUACUUUCUUUUUUUUUUUUUUAAUUGAUCUCAACUCUGUACACUGCUGCUGGAAUUUUUAAUUUUCCUGAAGGAACUCUCCUGAAGGAAUCAAUAAAGUACUAUCUAUCUGUCUAUCUAUCUAUCUAUCUAUCUAUCUAUCUAUCUAUCUAUCUAUCUAUCUAUCUAUCUAUCUAUCUAUCUAUCUAUCUAUCUAUCUAUCUAUCUAUCUAUCUAUCUAUCUCUCUAUCUAUCUAUCUAUCUAUCUAUCAUUUGAACAAUUGUUUUUUUAUACAAGAUCAUUUACUUUUAAAAUGUGUGACUUUAUGAAUUAUUUGUUGGGUCUCUAUAAUCCAUUCUAUUAAUUGUCCUUUUUACUUUCUUGUGUAAUAUGAAUAUUGAUGUGUGAUUGUUUUAUAUGUAUGUCCCCAGACCUUUAUGCAAUAAACACUGUAUGACUCAACUAAAGUUGGGUACAAUAAUUAUAGUUAA